AGCAAACCUGAGAGAUUUGUUAGGUUGGUUGCAAUUAUUAAUUUAUUAUCGUCAAAAUGAGUAAUCCACGAUAUGGAGGCCGGUCAGACAUCAAUGCUAAAAUAAAACUUGGACUGUCAAAUGGAUCUUUGGAUAGUAGAACCAGCAACUUACAACGUGGUGGGUUGAACAAGAAGUCAAGCAGGGUGAAGAAGUCUGUAUACCUGUGGACUGCCGCUGAUGUUAGAUCAUGGCUACAGAGGAAACACAGAGAUUACUUUGAACGGUACUACUCGCUCUUCCUAGAGCAUGAUAUAUCAGGUCGAGCCUUAGUAAGACUGAAUGAGAUGAAGCUAGAAAGAAUGGGGAUAGAGAACAAAGAACAUAGAAUGGACCUUCAUGAGCAAAUACUAAAGCUGCGGAUCAAGCACGAACAGAACGAACUGAGACUGCUACGGAAAACUGAUGUUGUGGUGAACAAGGAUUGAUCAGCUGGGGGCGUUUCACAAAACUU
Messenger RNA from Strongylocentrotus purpuratus (purple sea urchin), 493 nucleotides. Its product is annotated as sterile alpha motif domain-containing protein 12-like. Gene Ontology annotation, cellular component: cytoplasmic side of plasma membrane. Gene Ontology annotation, molecular function: protein binding. Bases 57 to 467 code for a protein of 136 amino acids. Gene Ontology annotation, biological process: cell surface receptor protein tyrosine kinase signaling pathway. The record is from RefSeq and is a predicted model, not a curated record. The transcript has 4 exons. NCBI's taxonomy places the organism in Eukaryota, Metazoa, Echinodermata, Echinoidea, Camarodonta, Strongylocentrotidae.